AAACGACAAGUUUGUCCAGUCAGACUGAGCCGCAAACCAGCAACUCCAGCGGCAGCAACCGCUCUCCUCUGUUUCAGGAUGUUGUCCCGGGACUCUUGUUCAGUAUUUGGACAUCGUGUGGUGGAGCUCCACCGCAGACUUUGGAAAUAAUUCCUCUCUUUUCUUCGGGAAACUUUGGCGGCUCCGUGGCUAAUGAAGAACAGCUAGUUAAGCGAAGCGAAGAUUAGCUAACGAAGCUAACAACCAAUGAGAGGAGUUUUUCCUGCAGGUUUAUUUGACCAUCUUCAGCUCUGUAACGAUGUUCUAGCUCUUCAUAACCAGCACGCGUAGUUUGGGACGUCCAUAUGCCGUUUAAAAGCCGCAAUGGAGCUCUGCAACACGGCUCAUUUGUUUUGGGGGUUGACACCAGUGUUGUUAUCAGCUGCGGGAGAUUGCUUUCAUUGAUUUCGCCGUUCCUUGAUCAAAUAUUAUGAGGUUGCCGGGAUAUUUCUCAGAGGAGGCGUGAUUGUUUUGGGUUUUUUUUUUCUUUCAAAGAAUGUCCGACUUUGAAAGUUCAUAUUUCGGUUUGGAGGAUCCGCAGUGGCUGUGCAUGGUCACGCUUUUCUUGGCAUCUCUGGUCACCGUGAUACUGUAUUUCGUGCAGUAUUUCCAACAACGAGCCGCUGUAGGAAAUAAGCAGACAUCAGCAGCAGAAGCAGAGGACAAUGCGGCGAAGGAGGAAGCCGCGGCUCUGCUGGGAUGGGCGCUGUCACUGAAAAGCUGGAAAAGUCAGUGGAGAGGAGCUUGGUGCAGGGCUCUGAAUGAGCAGUCCAGGAGGCGUGGGAGUCCGGUUCUGUUGACAUUUGAAGACGAUGAUGUUGAGGCAUCGGAGCUCAUGCUCAGCCAAGUGUCCAGCUUUCAGAAGUCUGCUGGAAACAAGGCCGCCUGCUGCAGUGUUGUUGGGGAGAAGCUCCAGUUCUCUGUCAGCGCAGCAUCGACAGCCACGGCCACAGCAGAUCCUUGUAAAUACACAGUGUGUAUAUCUCCACUGGAGCUGCAGCUCGAUCUGCAGAUGCAGGAAGCUGAAGACAUGGUCAGGGUGAGCUGGGGAGUGUCUCACCUGGAGACAGGGGAGCUGCAGGUGACGCCAGCUUUUAACCAGGUCAAUGCCAACACUCCCAGCGUUGCAGCCAUAAAGGAGCAGCUGAGGCAGCUGUUAUGUGCGACGCGUCCCUCUGUGCUGCUGAGCUGCAGGCCUGCUCAGGCCUCAGAGGUCAAGGAAGCAAGCAACAACGUGGUUUCACCCCCAAAGCCCCCCCGCGCCCACGACUGGAAGCUGCUGGUGAAAAACAUCCGGGUGACACUGAACCAGGAAGAGGAUGCUGCAGGCAGCGUGAAUCCUCUGUGUGUGCUGCAGUUAGACGAUCCUCCGCAGAGGUUCAACACUUCUGUUUCGAAGAACACAACCAAUCCUGCCUGGGACCAGCCCUUUAUCUUUGAAUUGAAUGGACGAUCAAAAGAGCUCAAUAUUCAGUUGAUGAAUGAUGGACAACCUCAAGAGAAUUCGUUACUUGGUCAGGUGUCAGUGCCUUUUGAUCUUGUAAAGAAGCAGCCCAAAGGACAGCAAACGUUUGCACUCAUGACCAAAGACGAAGUGACCGGAUCACUUACUACUGAUUUUACCUACCUGGAGCCCAGUGAGGUGAGGUCCUGGCACCCUCCCACCCCAGCCUCCAACAAGAGAGUGGAGAUGGACCGUACAGUCAUGCCCUGCGGCACGGUGGUCACCACCGUCACCGCGGUGAAGAGCAAGCCGGGUCGACCUCUGCCUCUCAACAUAGAUCCCGCCCAAAAAGCGGUGGCCAACAAGCCCAAGCUAUCGGAGCGCCGCGUAUCAGAGCAGGCGUCUAUGAUGGGGUCUACAGUCAGCAAGGCCCUGUCCUCCUCUGACACCGAGCUGCUGAUGCUCAACGGCACGGACCCGGUGGCCGAGGCCGCCAUCAGGCAACUCCACCAGUCGGCCAAGCAGAAGCUCAAGUCCCCGGUGAAGAAGAGCACCAUCAUCAUCUCCGGCAUCGCCAAAACGCCCUUGUCUCAGGAUGAUGAGCUGGCUCUGAUGGCGGGCUACGCUGCAGCGAUGGACGCCUCGAUGUCGGAGGGCAGCUCCACUCAGGAUGUGACCACGGCGAUCGCGACGGGGGCCAGUAGCCCUCCAGAUGAGUCCGAGCCCCAGGAGGGCCCCAGUGGAAUAGGCCGACCUCCAGAGGACUGGGAGAGCCAAACCGGAGAGGAGCUGGACCAUUCGUCACUGUCCAUGUGUGUGUCUGAGGCGAGCUGCAAGAAGAGAAGAGGCAGCUUCUUUCAGAAGAGUGCCAGGCUCUUCUUCCGGCGGCGUCACCAGCGCAAGGACCCGGGGAUGAGCCAGUCGCACAAUGACCUGGUUUACCUGGAGUCUCCGGCCGCAGUGGAGCGGGCCAGCCGAACAGCCACGCUUAGCCGCAUGCUCAACCGCAAGAGUAGGAACAAGAGCAAAGCCAACGGCUCUACCUCCACGGGGGAGCCACAUGCGUGACCCCGCCCUCCUCUUCCUCACCUCAAUCCCUCCUACAACAACUACCAUCACCACCUCCACCUCAGACUUGCACUGGCUAACCUGCUCCCCCUAACGCCCGACCUGCAUACCGGGGCGCCUGCAUUGUGAAUGGGAAAGCUGUGCAGAUGGAAAAAAAUAUCCUCUCUGAACUGCCGUUUUCUGCUUCCGUUAAGAAGCAGAUACUCCACCAAAAGCAAGUGUGUGCUCGUGUGAAUGAGGGUCUCCUGUCUGGGAUUUAUGGCAUUUGAGAGGAUAUUAUUUUUGCAUGUUUCUUUUUAUCUAAUUUUAUGCAACAUUUUUGAAAUCUUUUAAGUGCUUUUGUGGCCUUCUUCCCGACAGAAGGGACUGGUGUGGGCUGUCGCUCUUAACCUCACUGACGCUGAGGCUGAAGAGUAAAUUCUCCCUGCUGUAAAUCCGUACAUUUCCUACGGCGGAGCAACAGGACCAAAGAUGAAGAGAAGAGUGGUGUUUGUAUGAUUUGCACAGUUGUAGUAUCUUUAUUUAAAGUGCAAUGACGGGAGCUACUCUUGUGAUAGAGAUUCUUGUUAAAAACAUUUACAAAGGGAGAUGAUCUUUUUCUCUGCACAACCGGUGCAGGUGAGAGAAAGUAAUACGACUACUUUUUGACACUAAUACUAUGAAAUGAGGUAUUUAUAUCAAUUCAUUUAGAAUCCUUGUGAUUUUAUUCAACAUAAAACAAGAGCAGCUGUAUGUAAUGUGCAUAAAAAAAGCUGUAAAACAAAUCUAUCCAUAAAACUUAUCAUGCAACAUGUUAUCACCCUUCCAAAUGGAAAAAAAGAGGCACGGUGGCUAAAAUGAAACUUUAGCUAUAUGUGAGUGUUUUCAAACGAUAUGCAACUUUGUCUUCCUAAAAGAAAAAAUCUAUUCUUCCUGUACACUACUGUUAUCAGCAGGGUUGUUAAUGUGUCAAAAGGGAACUGAACGAACUUUUAUCCAGGGACUGUGACGUUACACUCGGCCAUACUUGUCGCAUUUAUCCUUUUAUUGGAUGUUUUAUUGUUUUUAAAAGAUUUGAACAAGUGUGAACACCUUUUUGAUAGGGAUGUCCCGAUCAAGUUUUUACGCCCCCGAUCCGAAUCAUUUGAGUAUUUGUUGAUACAGAGUCCUGAUCCGAUACUUGUGUUUACACUGAUAAUAUGGUUGCACAAUUCACACUUCAAGUACUUUAAAGUUGUUAAAAUGAGUCCAGUGUAUAUGCUUUCUGUGUAAUAGCUCUGCAAUGCUAUAUAAGACAAAAAUUCAGCAUCUAAACUGAGUUUUUUUUUAUUUUAUUUUUACAAAAUAACAAAGUAAACAAAAUAUUUUAGAUGGCUCUUACCACAAAUCAACUUAGCGCAGCAUUAUUUUAUUCAACAAACUAACAAAGUAAAAUACGUCUUUAGAAAUAGCUCUCCAAUCCACAUAGUGCAGCAUUUGUUGCUGUUUUUGGAUUUUUUUCAACAAAAUAAAGUAAAAUAUGUCUUUAGAAAUUGCUCUCAGUUCCACAUAGUGCAGCAUUUGUUUAUUCAACAAAAUAACAAAGUAAACAAAUUAAAAUGUGUCUUCAGAAAUCCAAAUCCACUUAGUGCAGCAUUGUAAUAAAUGUACAGAACACUAUAAAUGAGUAAUAUAAUCACAAUUUUAUUUCAAAGUAAUGUUAUAGCUUAACUUUAACAUUCCCAGUCACAAAAGUAAAUUAAAAAUCAUCAUAAUAGUGAUUAUUUCACCAUUAGAGUAAAACCAGUUCACUAAAAAAUAAAGAAUAAAGAAAAAAGUUAAAUUCCACUUAAAGUUGUGCAGCAACUUAAACUGAACAUGAAAAAAACAGUUUCUACUUGUUUGAGUAGCAGUGUUACAUUAAAACCUGAACAUCUGCCACAGAUCGUGCUCUGCGUUUAAGACGCCUGUGUGACUGCGGACGUAAACAGAGGGUCAGGCGGGGUCAAAUAACUAAUCCUGAUCAAUUCAAAAACACACUGAUCGGACUCGAUACCAAUCCUCCAGACCUUAUCGGGACAUCCCUACUUUAGGAGCAACCAAAUAGUUUGGCUGCUUCUUUUUUUUAUCCAGCUAAUGAUUGUAUUUUGUUUUUGUAAGCAGCUUGUUGAAGACAUGUCUCUGUCCAUCAUGUCAACUACUGUUUCCUCAGUAAGUUUCGGAUGCAGCUGUGACAGACAGAAAUAACAGAUUGCCUUAUGGUUGUUCUGACGUCACGGCUGGACUUGACGUGGCUUUUUGGUUCCACCAUCGCACCAGAGGCCUGUGGCCAACUGUUGGAAACGGCUCUGCGAGACGAGGACGCCACCGCGCUCCUGCGCCAUCAGCAUAAUCAAGAAGCCUAUGCACAUAACAUAUCUGUUAACUGAGUGUUUACAUUAUUAGACUAUCUGAGGAUUAAAAACACUCACUGUUCAUGACACUGUCCUGCAGAAACAGUGUGGGUUGUCUUUGUGUCUCUGUAUUUACAGUAUGUGGUAGAGAUUCAGAGAUUCAGACGUAGAAUCACCUUUAAACUCUUGAGGAAGGGAGGGGGAAACGAGCCCUCGCUUAAAGCAGCCUGCAAGCAUCGGCUGCAGUUAUGCAUCCAGUGAGCAGUCUCGGCUGUAUGUGAUUAAUAAACUGCUUCCUGAUGAUUUUUGUUUUGUUUUUUAAUGGCAUCUGCUCUGUGCACAGAAACAGAUGUAGCUGUUGUUGCAGAAUGUCAGUUAUUUCCCUGCAGGGAUUGUAACUAAUACACAUAUCGAGUUAUUUCAUUUUCAGCAAUAAAUAUUGAUUGAAUAA
Molecule: messenger RNA, 5353 nt
Organism: Plectropomus leopardus (leopard coralgrouper)
Lineage: Eukaryota; Metazoa; Chordata; Actinopteri; Perciformes; Serranidae
Gene: c2cd2
Product: C2 calcium dependent domain containing 2
Source: RefSeq, a predicted model, not a curated record